Messenger RNA from Oncorhynchus mykiss (rainbow trout), 3842 nucleotides. Its product is annotated as interleukin-31 receptor subunit alpha. Lineage: Eukaryota; Metazoa; Chordata; Actinopteri; Salmoniformes; Salmonidae. The record is from RefSeq and is a predicted model, not a curated record. Gene Ontology annotation, molecular function: protein binding.
AUGGCCAACACACCCAUCCAGUCCUUGUUCUUAGGGGUUGUGAAUUGAAGGCACGACGACCAACUUCCCACAAGACAUUUGUGUAUGAAAGUAUAAAGGUUUAUAAUGGAGUAACUUGACCAGUAGCCGCGGUUUAAAACAAUUUGGCAACUCGGAAAUCUGACUUCGGUGCUUUUAAACAACUGAACUCAAACGCACUCCGAAUGGAAAAUAAAUCGGUUUGGAGUCAACCAACUGACCUUUUGCUAGAUGACAGACGUCAUGAUGUUUCCUAGUUGUAGGUGCGGCAUUAAUUACCGUUUGUGCUAUUAAACCCGUUGCUUAUAAUUACGACUUAGUUUAGCUGUAGUGAUAUUGUUUCGCCACUUACUGGAGAGGGAAUUGUAUUACUUGAAAGACAUGACAUGCCAUUAUCUGCCAAGGGUCUGAGAAGGAUGGCAACUCCGCUAGUCCUGUCAAUCUUCCUUUUGCUCCCAGCAAUUUCUGAAGGACAAUAUGGACAUAGAUGUGAAGUUAUCCCAAAAGACCCAUACAUUGAAUUUGGCUCCAAUAUUAAGAUUAAAUUCAAGAAGACAUGCAACAAGACAAUCUCAGACAGCCACGGCAAAAUCUAUUGGACGAUCAACAACAAGAGCAUAGAUGAAAGCCUCUAUGAAACCAACACCUCCUUUGCUGCGGUGACCAUCUACAAUCUAUCCCUUCCAAAAGCAAUAGUACAAUGUCACAGCCAUUUAACUCAGCAAGUCUUGGGUGGUACCAUCAUACAAACAUACUGGAAACCCAGAAACAUAUUGUGUGUCACGUAUAUCUCACAACAAGAUUUUACAUGUCGCUGGGAGCACAAGAUCAAACCCACAUCGAAAAUAACAUAUACCGUUUAUAGGAAAUGGGAAAAGAGCCAAGAUGUAUGGGAGACUGAUCAUUGUAGUUCUGGAAACAUGUCAUGCACUUUUAAUAAGAGCCUGCCGAUUCUUUCAAAGCUAAAUUACAUCACUGUGCGAGCUGAAAGCACAGUUUGGGAGACAAUCUCGGACACACUGGAAUUGGAUCCUUGGGAUACAGUGAAAAUUGACCCUCCAAAGAAUGUGCGGGUGGUUCCUCUCCCUGCUCAUCUAAGGGUUGAAUGGGAAAGACCAGGAGGCACAGCAUUUCUUGACCAGGUCAUACACUGUCAAGUCAAAUAUGCCAAGCAUGUAAUGGAUACAUCUAUGGACACAGUGGCCAAGACAGCCUCUGUCACUUCUGUUGAAGUGGAGUCAUGCACCAACCAUACAGUGUCUGUCCGCUGUGCUUUAGACAAGGCCCCCUGGAGUGAAUGGAGCAGGCAGGUGACAGUACUGUCCUCUCUCAACGUGAGCACAGUGCAGUUGGACCUGUGGAGGAAGAUGGAUGCACCAGACAACACUGGGACUAGAACAGUGCACCUGAUGUGGAAGAGCAUCUCCCCUGCAUGCAAGGCCAUUGAUGGAUACAGGCUGACGUACAUGGCUGAUGAAAAGCACAUGCCUGACAGACAUUUGGACACCGUUGUGGAUAAGGCUUCCAUCACUGUGGACCAGCGGGCAUACAGAGUCACUCUCGCUGCCUAUCGCGGCGACACCACGUUUUCUGAACAGUCAAUCUAUGUACCAGCCGUGGGACAAAGUCUCCCCCAGGUUAGGGGCGCCCAGGCCUCUGCCUAUGACGGUGACAUCCAGGUCAACUGGGUUGUUCCUCCUCUCUACCGUGUCCAUGGCUACGUCAUAGACUGGACCACCGAUGGAGAUUCAUACACCUGGCUACAGAGCCAAGACACUCACAUCACAUUGACUGGCCUGCAGCCUUUUAAACUAUACAACAUCACAGUAACUCCACUCUACGAUGACAAGACAGGACUCGAAAAGGUCAUUCAGAUCUGCUCAGUACAAAGAGCUCCAGGGAAUAUCUCCUCUGUCGAUGUACACGUUCAAGACAAAAGUGCUCAGGUCAAAUGGACUGCUGUGCCUCAGAGCCAAUGUAGCGGUGAUGUCGUCAACUACACUGUGUUCUACAAGACUGAAACACAACCAGAGCUGAAUUUGACAGUAAAUAGCUGGAAACAGGGAGUGACUUUGGAGCCUCUCCAACCAGACACCAGAUACAGUGUCCAUGUUAUGGCCAGAGCUGUUACUGGGGCAACCAAUAGCAGCGUCAUUCACUUCACAACGAGCAGAUACGGCAGGACCUUCAUCAUAAUGUCCUGUGUCUUCGGUGGUUUCGGCGUCAUCAUCGUCCUAGUCACUGGACUCUUCUGCGUCGUUCAGUGGAAACGAUUUAAGGGGAAGAUAGUGCCCAACCCCGGUCUCAGCUCCCUGAAAUUCUGGUCUUCACAGGAUUGUCAUAAGAUCCAACCCUUUAACAACCCGUCUGAACUCGAGACCUUCUGUGAGAUGAUCUACCCCUGUGAGGUGAAUACCAUAACGGACGACAUCAUGGGGUCAACCUCUACCGAAGACGGGGACAUACAGGACAUGGGCAAAGAGACAGUCUAUGACCAGACAGAGAGAUGGAGCUCUGGCUUCGGUAGCAGGACCUUCUGUGACAGCCAACCCAGAGAGGAGAGCAGUAACCUGGGCCUGGCCCCAACCCUCCUCCCUUUACUGUCUCAACAAGACGGAGAAAUCAACCUGCUGGAGUCAACUACCUCUGAGGACUCAUCAUCAGAGCCAUCAGACCUCCAGGCCUCCGAGAGCUGUCCCGUCAACCCCUACAGGCUGCAGACGCCAGGGGAAUGCCCUGUGAGGUUGGGGCUGGGGGGAGGCGAGGCGACGUCGGGCACCACAGAGGAGAGUAGGAGCCUGUUGGACACGCAGCAGCAUAGCAGCAUAGCUCCUCUCACUGCGUACGUCACUCUGGACAUGUUUGAACACAGGGUGAGGGUCAAGUAAACGGACAUGAACACACUCCUGAAUCCAGUGGACUUCUCAGUCUUUCCUAGAACCUUUUAUUCAUUCAGUUUUAAUGUCUCAUAUAGGCUAUUGUGUUUUUGUGUUAGUGGUACUUUGAAAUAUCCAUUUUGUAAUUAUACUUGAGUGACAAUUUGUACAGUAUGUGUAUUUGUAGAUUGUAAAGGUGGAUAGAUAUCAGUUCUUUAAAUUUGACUCAUAAAUAUCAAUCUAUACUGUUGUAUGUGGUAGACUAUAUCUCAUCAAAUGUUUUAGUUUCUUGUCGUUGAGAAGGACUGCUGUUGGUACAAUUUAAGCGCUUCCCCUUCCCGUCCAUUACAAGUAUGCCGUUUGGUUUGGGGGGAGGGCUGUUGCAGCACCACUUCCUAAAAACAGAAAGCAAGUGUGCCAAGAUGGAAAUACUUUAGUAACAGGGUCAAAGCAAGGCUUCAUGUCUCCGAGUUACUGGCUGGGUGGUAGCCUAGCGGUUAAGAAGUUGGGAAAGUAACCAAAAGUUUACUGAUUCAAAUCCCAGAGCCGACUAGGUAAAAAUCUAUGGAUGUGCCCUUGAGCAAGGCACUUAACCCUAAUUGCUCCUGUAAGUUGUUCUGGAUAAGAGCGUCUGUUAAAUGACUCAAAAGUAGAAUGUAAAUGUUUGUGUCCCAAAUGACACCCUAUUCCAUAUAAAAUACAUUACUUUUGACUAGGGCUUGUAGGUCUCAGGUCAGAAGUAGUGCUCUAUAUAACUAUUAGGGUGCAAUUUGGGACACACCCAGUGACUAGAGACAUUGAAGCCCAUCCUUGAUUUGACCCUGUACUGCUCUUUAAAAUAACAUCAUUCACUGGGUCAUGGGAAAGAAAAAACUAAAUCACUCCAAGUCUAUGAUCUGCCCGAUGACAUUUUAUUGAAUAAUAACUUAUUUUUUAAAAUAAUGUUAG